AAAAGGUCCGACGGGUCAAAGUCUCCCUUUCCGGUGCACAGGAAAGCUUUCGUCUUCCCACUGCCAUAUCCUUGCUCACCCAGCUAUUGUCAAGCACCGGAUUGAUUGACACCCCGCAGAAUGAUAUAAGGGACGCGUCCGAUGAACCUUCCGAGCGAGAGCAGAUGGAAGAAUUGUUCAACACCAAAUUAGAUGUUC
This is a messenger RNA of Sphaeroforma arctica JP610, 198 nucleotides long. RefSeq lists its product as hypothetical. The transcript has 2 exons. The annotation marks the transcript as partial. The record is from RefSeq and is a predicted model, not a curated record. Lineage: Eukaryota; Ichthyosporea; Ichthyophonida.